Salvelinus sp. IW2-2015 is the source of this 3953-nucleotide messenger RNA. RefSeq names its product mitogen-activated protein kinase kinase kinase 7. Gene Ontology annotation, molecular function: MAP kinase kinase kinase activity; ATP binding; magnesium ion binding. Lineage: Eukaryota; Metazoa; Chordata; Actinopteri; Salmoniformes; Salmonidae. Gene Ontology annotation, biological process: immune response; JNK cascade; protein phosphorylation. The record is from RefSeq and is a predicted model, not a curated record.
CAGCUGUCAUUUGCGUUUUACAACUGUAUGUAUAUUAUUAACAUGUACGAUACUUAUACAAGAGGCACACACUUAUGCAUGCAUCUAUUGUAAUAAUGUUAAUAAAACUAGCAUCCUUUUUAUUAUAGCAACACUCACUAUUUACGAAGUUGCAUCUGCAUGCCAUUCGGGGAACAAAAUUGGUGGGUCAUAAUUAAGGUAGCAAACUUCCUGGAGCUGCUGCCUGCAACAACUGCGGGGGGAAAAACAAAAGUAUAUAAUGGAAGAAGUAUCAGAGUCGUCAUUUUAAAGUUAUGUCCGCGAGUCAAAUCGAUUCUCUGAGUUUUAAAUGUUGAGGAAAUCAAUCACCCAAUGUCUCGAGCCACUGGUACCGGUGGGGUGCACCUCAGUCUACCGCGGCGACGGGCUGGCAUACUAGGCCAGCAAGCGGCCUAGUGUCAUGUAUAGCUAGCUAACUUGCUGAAUUACUUUAGUCAACAAACGUCGUUGGCGUACAUGAUAUGGCAAUUGAAAAUUUAUUUUAUUCAAAUUGUUCGCUAACUAGUUAGCUUUUUAGGUAACGUUACUAAACUGCCUUAGCUAGUUAACUAGCUACAGUAGCUAGCUCAGUUAGCUACCAGCUGGCUGUGUAUGAUUGUACUGAGCUGGCUAUCUAGCCAGCUAACACAGUUUAUGAGCUCCAGUUUUUAAAGUUUAUUUAUUUCCGUGUUAAGUCCACCAGUGUCUUGGCAAGUUAUGUCAUGCAAUAUUAUUUUUAGCUGUUUCUUCGAGUGCGCGUGUUAUGCAUGUUUUAGCUAUUUAUUGAUUUGAUUUUGGAACAUCUUGGUUUUAAUGAGUAACGUUAGUUAGCUAGUUAGCAAUGUCUUCCGCCGAUAUGCUCGAAACUCCACCUGGAUAUCCCUUUGAAGAAAUAGAUUAUGUGGAUAUUGAAGUUGAGGAGGUCGUGGGGAGAGGUGCUUUUGGUGUUGUCUGCAAGGCCAAAUGGAAAGGGAAAGAUGUCGCAAUCAAGACAAUAGAGAGUGAAUCUGAAAGGAAAGCGUUCAUAGUUGAGCUGCGGCAACUUUCACGUGUGAAUCACCCCAACAUUGUGAAGUUGUAUGGCUCAUGCAAUAAUCCAGUCUGCCUGGUGAUGGAAUAUGCUGAAGGGGGGUCCCUGUACAAUGUUCUGCAUGGUGCUGAACCUCUCCCCUGUUACACUGCCUCCCAUGCCAUGAGCUGGUGUUUUCAGUGUUCCCAAGGGGUCGCCUAUCUCCAUGGCAUGAAACCAAAGGCUCUCAUUCACAGGGACCUCAAACCACCCAACCUGCUCCUUGUUGCCGGUGGCACCGUGCUGAAGAUAUGUGACUUUGGGACUGCGUGCGACAUUCAGACCCACAUGACCAACAACAAGGGAAGUGCAGCUUGGAUGGCCCCUGAGGUGUUUGAAGGCAGCAAUUACAGUGAGAAGUGUGAUGUGUUCAGCUGGGGAAUCAUUCUCUGGGAGGUGAUCACGCGUCGGAAGCCCUUUGACGAGAUCGGUGGGCCGGCCUUCCGCAUCAUGUGGGCGGUGCACAACGGCACACGGCCACCGCUCAUCAAGAGCCUUCCCAAGCCCAUCGAGAGCCUGAUGACCCGCUGCUGGUCCAAAGACCCCUCCCAGAGGCCCUCCAUGGAGGAGAUAGUCAAGAUCAUGACCCAUCUUAUGAGGUGCUUCCCAGGAUCUGAUGAACCCUUGCAAUACCCUUACCAGUAUUCAGAUGAAGGGCAGAGUAACUCGGCCUCGAGCACAGGUUCCUAUGUGGAUUGCACUAGCAGCAAGAGUGACACAAACAUGGAGCAUGGGGACUCUCAAGGGAGCAACGACACAAUCAAGAUCAAACCUCAGUUUGCACAUCAGUUCAGGCCAAAGGGAGACCCAUUGCGAAGCCUGCCUCUGUCCAGAGGGGGCAGUGUUGAGAGCCUGUCGGGGCGAACCCACAGCCUGGUGGCCUCCGAGAGCAAAAGAAUGAGCGCAGACCUGUCAGAGCUGGAGCACAGGGUGCCUUUCGCUCCUGCAGCACGUCCCCAGUAUAAACGAGGCCACCGUAAAACGGCGUCAUUUGGCACCAUUCUGGACGUUCCCAAGAUCGUCUUCACAGCCUCCUGUGAGGCGCAGAGGCGUAGAUCUGUACAGGACCUCCCGGGGAUCGGCACAGACUCCAGCCAGGGGAGUAGGAACAGCAGCAGAUCUUCCAGUCCCAGUGUGAGGAUGAUGCCGCCUGAUAAGACCAGCAGCCGAGGGUACAGCUUCUCUCCCGAUGACCCCACAGAUACCAACGGCUCAGACAACUCAAUUCCCAUGGCAUAUCUCACUCUGGACUACCAGCUGCAGCCCCUCGCUCCUUGCCCGAACUCCAAAGAGUCCAUGGCCGUGUUUGAGCAGCACUGUAAAAUGGCCCAGGAGUACCUGAAAGUGCAGACAGAAAUCGCCUUACUGAUCCAGAGAAGGAAAGAGUUGAUCGCUGAACUGGACCAAGACGAGAAGGACCAGCAGAACACGUCCCGCCUGGUCCAGGAGCACAAGAAGCUACUGGAGGAGAACAAAUCUCUGUCCACCUACUACCAGAAGUGCAAAAAGCAGCUGGAACUGAUCCGUGCUCAGCAACAGAAGAGACAGGGCACCUCGUGAUGGGCCACAAGCUGGCCGCCACCUGGAUCAUGCUGCAGAGACACACAAACAAACUGUCCCCAUGUCAUAUCCCCUGUUCUCCUCCCCUGCCUCUGCUCUUUCCUGGGUCACCUGUAGUCUAGUCUGAAACCCAGACCCUACCUGCAAAAUAAUUGACACUAUCUCUCUCCUCCUCCUCCCUCUGCCCCAUGACAACUAUGAUCUCAACCUAGGUGCCCACGCCUUCACCCUGUAGGUUCCAGUGAGUGGAUCUUGUUUUACCUUGUACUGUAAAGAGACCUGUGUUUUACUGUGUACCUGCAUGUUGCGUUAUAGACACACCCUGCUGAUAACAUGGAAUGGAAUAUGAGGUGUGCACUCAAUCAAGCUGUUAUGGAAUGUCUCUUGCACAUCUUUACAGUAUAUUCUUUGAUAGCAGGCCAAAACAAUCAGCAUGCAUCUGCUCUCUCUGCCCAUAAACAGCUGGAGUCCUGGGGUUGCCUGCCCUGGGUUCAGUGAACACACGGGACAGAGAGAUGGGCUUCUAGGCCUCGAUUGUCAGCCAUCCUUUUAGUCAGGAUGUGAUGCUUCUUGAGGUGUGUGAGCGUAGUACAGUAACUGCUGCUGCUUCUUGAAGUAUGUGAGUACAGUAACUGCUGAGCCUGAUUGGAGGGGGAGGCCAGUGAGGGGUGUGAAAUAUGUUUGUCUCUAUUGCUCUCAGGGCCCCUCGGACCCUCCCCUGGGCUGCCUGGUCAGUGUGUGUCCACCCCUCCUCCCACAGUCCAGUCCUCCCAUUGGUUAGUUUUACCCUGACCUGUCCUCCUAACUGGCCAAUGGCCAUGUGUCCUUGAGAAUGUGAAAAACAAAGACGGUCUAGACGACAAGUGUGAAUUAUGUGCAGAAGUUGGUGUUUUAAUGAAUUAUGACCAGAAUCUAUUUGACUAAUCUUUGAUCUCUAAGUGUUUUUUUGUUGUUGUUUUGUUACCAUUUAAUGAAAAAAUAGCCACCCUUUUUUUGGGGUGAGCACCCCUUACAAAAGAAAUCCACCACAACCUAUCUGAAAGUAUUUAAUGUAUGUUCUAUUUAUUUUACCGGGGGAUGUAUUUUAGAUAUACCUUGCACAUCCAUGAUGUCUUUGAUAAAAAGGAAGGACUUGGCUUGUCACAAGUACCUGGAUAGAAACAUGGGUCGGGCCUCAAACAGAGAUUAAAUAUUUAUAGUUUGCUUUCAACAACCACAAAAAACGCAAGCAAAGACGACAGACUUCUUAUCUCAACCUGUAUAAUUAAAAUAAACUAUGCACGAGGUUCAAAGUGUAACAUGUUUA